Babesia bovis T2Bo is the source of this 1128-nucleotide messenger RNA. Its product is annotated as putative integral membrane protein. The record is from RefSeq and is a predicted model, not a curated record. Bases 15 to 1124 code for a protein of 369 amino acids. The transcript is spliced from 5 exons. Lineage: Eukaryota; Apicomplexa; Aconoidasida; Piroplasmida; Babesiidae.
ACCAACUAGUGGCGAUGGCGUGCAACGCUGACGAUGAGGGCAUCCCUCUGCAGACAAUGGGCGCCACUGCCCAUUCUGGAGGUGCCCCUACAAAUUUGGAUGUGGAGAUUGCUGAUAUAAUUCCUAAUCUCCCAAAUCAGAAUUCACGCCACUUACGGAUGCACGUUGCAGCUUUUUAUGACUCCUAUUGCAACCUUAAGGCCAGGUUAGGCAAACGGAUAAAGGAGCGUGUGAUGCGUUUCAUGCGCCAUGAGAUAGAUCGCAAUAAUGCCGGUGCUCCAUCUGGUGGUCGGGAUGUUGAGGGUGGAAAUGCUAGGCGUGCUUCUGACGUUACAUAUGAUUCCUUAAUUCUUAAGAUAACACUUUUCCUUGGGUUUCUACUCCAGUAUCCCAUGAUGUGGUUUGUUGGCAGUGUUUUAUUCUGUGCUGGCAACACUACCAAAUCGAGCGUGAUGAAGUGGGGAUGCGCAAACAUGUUUUUAUCAACUCUAUCUAUAAUCUACAGUGUAACCCAGGCGACGCAUCGGUUCCCGGGCGCAACCAUUUUGGAUACUACUAUCCAUUAUGAAUAUGAAUCGAGUCCAACCGAAGAAAUUUGGUCAUCAACCAUUUUGGACUCCGACUUACGUGUAGACUUCAAGCGCUUUGUAUUCCAGGAAGACCAGCUAUGGGAGCCGUCUGUUGAUUUGAAGCCGCGUGGUGACUAUGAAGCCCUGUCAUUAGGUGGUAAUGGCAACUUAAUUGAGUCGCGUGAUUUUGAGGGCAUGGGCCAAAUAUACAUUGAGAAAAACCAGGAAGUACACCUAAAUGGCUAUGUCCAAGUUGGUGCUAAAAUGUCGUGUGAUAAGGUUAACACCAGUGGUGAUGUGCCACAUCGGUAUAGUGGUUCCAGGGAAUUUCCCGUUGUGUACCUACCGCAUCACGAGCCUAUAUUUGACGUUGGUUUCCGUUGUACUGAUGCCAAUUACAACGUGUUGUGGAUAGGCGUCAAUGCCCAUGAGGUAAAGGACAAUUACAUGCAGAGCACGGUGUUCCAUAUAUCAUAUAUGCUAACGUGUACCCUGGCCUACGUGACCAAUGGCUCACGACCUACUGUACACGAAGUGUUUCUCAAGACGCUUUGAAUGA